AGGACAACCAGGAGAUGACUGGUGACCAUCAACAGAUAUAGGCCGGCCGUGCCGCGAUGCUCAUCCCACUGCCAGGCUGGGUGGCCCUGUGCAUCCUGCAGCUAGCCCUCGGCAGAACCCAGGAGUGCCUGAGCCACCAGCAGAUGCUCAGCACCGUGCGGCAGAUGCAGAAGCUGCUGUCGGCACAGGAGGCUGCCCACCUCCAGGGCACGCGCAGCCUCAAGAAGCAGCUCUCAGUGCUGCACAGCCGCAUCCAGAGGCUCGCUGGCAAACGUAACGACACCUGUCCGCAGCUGGCGGUGCCCUUGAACGGGCGGAAGCUGGGCCGCAGCACACGGGUGGGCCACGACGUUCACUUCAUCUGCAAUGCUGGAUUUCAGCUGGUGGGCUCGGAGUCGCGCACCUGCCGGAGGGACCGCACCUGGAGUGGCACCCAGCCCUUCUGCAGAAGUAUUGAUGAGUGUUCCAGCAACCCGUGUGCCAACGGUGGAAUCUGCGUGGAUGGCAACCAGAGCUACACGUGCCUGUGCCCACGGGGCUGGUCAGGAGCCGGUUGCCAGAGCCCUGUCUAUGCCUACUGGGUGACGCUGAGCAACUCGUCCUUCAGCCGUCAGCCCCGCUGUGCUGAGGGCCGCCCAGGCUCACGGCACUGCAGCUGUGAUGCCGGCUUCCAGAUGCGGGCAGGAGGUGUUUGCCAAGAUGUGGACGAGUGCCAGCUUUUCCAGCCUAACCCCCAGACCCGGAUCUGCCUCCACGACUGCCUCAACCUCCCCGGCUCCUACCGCUGCCUCUGCCCACCGGGGUACGUGCUCCAUGCCGACCGCAACACCUGCGAGGAUGUGGAUGAGUGCACUGGCAGCCGGCACAACUGCACCCACGGUGAGCUCUGCAUCAACACCUUUGGGGGCCACCGCUGCGUGCGCCCCAAGUGCCCCCCACCACGCCACAACACCAGCUAUGUCAAGACCUCCAGCUUCCAGUGUGAGAGGAACCCCUGCCCCACAGACAGCCGAGCAUGCCGCCUCGCCGCCACCUCCAUCUCCUUCCACUACCUGCCACUCCAGGCCAACCGCACCGUGCCCCGCGUCCUCUUCAAGAUGUCCACCACCCGCUUUGUGGGUGACAGCCUGCGCUUCACCAUCAUAGGUGGCCGGGGCCAGGGCGUCUUUGCCGUGCGGCGCUCCGACCGGCAGACGGGAGAGCUGGUGCUCAGCAGCCCAGUGGUGGGGCCAGCCACACUGGAGGUGGAGCUGGAGAUGAGUGAGUUCUCCCGCAAAGUGCUGCUGGGCAAGCACAUCUUCAAGGUCACGGCCUUUGUGUCCCAGUAUGAGUUCUGAGAUGCGGCUCUGCUGGAGGCAGAUGUGGCUCUAUCCUGGAGAGUGAUGGAGUGGGAUCAGCGUGGUGAUCUCAGCCCUCAUACCAUUAGAGGACUCCCGUUCUUGGAAUUGGCCUCAGUGGGUCCUUCCAACUCGGGAGGUGCUAUGAUAUCCUAGGAUUCCUCCUGCUCGCUCAUGGCUGUUAGAGCAUAGCAGAAGAACCCCUGCUCAUUGCUGAUGCUGCCUGGAGGAUUACAGCAGGAGGGGACCCGUCUGUGCCAGCCUGCUGUGCCUCCUCAUGCCUCGUACUCAUCCAAUAAAGGAAAACUGCCUGUAAGGAGGGUGUCUUUGCUCCGUGACAAACAUCUUUUGCAGGACCUGGCUAACACUCAGCCCCAUGGGCAGGCUGCAGGAACACCAGAAGCGCAGAGAGAGCAGCGGGGCUCACAGCUAGGCCGGUGCCAGCGGCUUUCUGUCCCCU
Molecule: messenger RNA, 1797 nt
Organism: Lagopus muta (rock ptarmigan)
Lineage: Eukaryota; Metazoa; Chordata; Aves; Galliformes; Phasianidae
Product: fibulin-7-like
Exons: 9
Coding region: 57-1337 (426 amino acids)
Molecular function (GO): calcium ion binding
Source: RefSeq, a predicted model, not a curated record